Molecule: messenger RNA, 1367 nt
Organism: Desarmillaria tabescens
Lineage: Eukaryota; Fungi; Basidiomycota; Agaricomycetes; Agaricales; Physalacriaceae
Exons: 5
Coding region: 409-1284 (291 amino acids)
Molecular function (GO): oxidoreductase activity
Source: RefSeq, a predicted model, not a curated record
GCUAAAUUUACUUGCUGUUCUGGCAAUUACUGAUCCAAUUCGAUACGUUGAAUGUAAGCACCGCGCCAGGUAUUCUCAGUACCUCCGGCCUUAGCCGUAACGGGAUGCGCGUUAUUCGGCAACUCCCGCGUAGAGCCUUUCCCAACUUGAACUUAAAGCUUUGCGAAGUUUCUGCGCUAGAUAACUGUUCAUCAUGGUCACGGUCGCUAUCGAAUCCGAAGAUGUUUUUCUUUCUUCCUGGGAUAUGUCUAGCUGGUGGCUCGGGAGGCAAAGAUCUUUCAUCACAAUGUAGCUGAGUGGGACCUCCAGGAUCGCAUUAUUCAGCACAUCAUCUAAUAUUAUGACGUCGUAGUUCAGGAAAGUAUAAAGACGGGCCAUAUCACACAUUUUCAACAUCCAACCUGAACUAUGUCGCCCGCAUUGAAAGUCUGGUUGAUAACAGGUGCCAACUCUGGGUUAGGAUUAGCAGUUGCUGAAUACGUACUUGGUCAAGGCCACCAGGUAAUUGCAUGCGCUCGCGAUACUACCAAGUUGCCCGCAUCACUCAAGACUGCGUCAGCCCUACCCCUUGACCUCAAUUGGCCAGAUUCACGAAUCAAGGAGGCUGCUGCGAAUGCGUGGAAGAUUCACGGACGCGUCGAUGUGCUUGUCAAUAAUGCCGGAUAUUGUCUUACUGGCCCCGCGGAGUCUCUCUUAGCUGAUGACAUCCAGGCGCAAUUCAAGACUAACGUCUUCGGACCGAUGUCCCUCAUUCAAGCGUUCAUCCCCCUUAUGCGCGAGGUCCACUCGGGUUGGAUACUAAACUUCUCUUCUAUCGCUGGUUUUGACGGCUACCCGCCUUUCGAUGCGUACAACGCCAGUAAAGCCGCGCUGGAUGCAUUCACUGACUCGCUUGCGCGGGAAGUCUCUAAAUUCGGUAUAACCGUACGCAGCGUUGCACCCGGAUUCUUUCCCACCAAUUUCCUCACCGUUGCGUUCAACACGUCUUCUCCUGCUUCAUCUGCAAUGUAUCCUGAAUACGACGGACUGACGAAGCUCUAUCACGAGAAGCAUGUCCAAGACGGACAAGUAGGCGAUGUAAAGAAAUUAUCUGCUCGAUUAUUCGAGAUCGUAACGGGCGAGGUGAAACUGGACGAGAGUUGGACAAGGAUACCACUCGGAUCUGACUGCGGCACCCGUAUGUUAAAGAAGCUCGGUCAUCUCAAGGAGAAUGUGGAGGGUACUGAGAAAAUAUGGAACUCUACUGAUAUGGACUUGGAGAAAGUCAAGCAGCGGUUCACGUAAGUAGCUCACGAGUACGAAAUCACUGCUGCCUAGUCGCUACGUGGUAUUGAGCCAACGCUAUCUAUUUCGAGCAAUAUUGUAGU